Molecule: messenger RNA, 184 nt
Organism: Prorocentrum cordatum
Lineage: Eukaryota; Dinophyceae; Prorocentrales; Prorocentraceae
Source: the annotation of a GenBank genome assembly
GAUCGACGCCUGCUCUGCCUCCACUUCCUGCCAGCGCCCGCGCUCUGACCACAGAGCAUGUAUGUUCUGCCUCCUGGCCUCUGGCUUGGCGGGCAGCCCGCGCUGCGACUACCUCGUCGCGCGCCAGCGCUCCGAAAAGGCCGCGCGGCUCCCGACAGAUGCCAGGAGUUGCGGAGUGGGCGGG